UAAAUAAUUUGUACUACCCGCCAUAAAACCAAAAGAAGAAGAAGGAGAAAAAAAAAAAAAUCGCGCUUGACAGGAGCUAAGACUUUCCCAGGUUUCUCCUUGGAGGCUUUAUAAAUCUCCAGCUUUAAGCUGUUCUUGUGCCAUUCUCCACAAAGUAACUGCACAACCUUUGUGCAGGAAUGUCCCAGAAGAACCCCUCUGACGGUGCUCAUAAAGGCUUUGCUGUGGGACGGGGGCUCCUGGCUGCUGCUGAGACCCUUAAUUUCAGCAUGAAUGAUCCUCGCCCCCUCUAUGUCACCCCUUCCCGGCCCUCUUACGGCAUGUCCUCAGCUCUGGGCAGUGGGGACGGCAGGAACUCCCAGAUGCCCCCUCGUGGUGGCAGCCAUGUUUCCAACACUAUGAAACUCUUUGGCAGCCUGGGACUCUCUCCCACUGACAUAGAUGCACUGGCACAAAUGCCUGAAGAAAAUAUCAGUAUAGACACCUUGCCGCAACUUAUCAUGCAGCUGAAGAACCGCAAGUUGGAGGCGAGCCGGCGCAUGGGCGGCAGCUCCAGGGACCUGCCCCCAAUCUCUCCAGAGCACUCAUACAGAGCAUCUCGUGACAACUGGGAGGAUAUCCCGGCUGGCCGCAUGGGCACUUCUAGUGGGCAGGUCUCAGCCCGUGGCCCCAAAAUGGAUUAUGGCUAUGGUUCCAUGCAGGGGGGCCCCUCUCGGGCCUACAAAUGUAUAGACUAUGGUGAGAACAGCAGUGGCGGGAUGAGCAGAGACCGCCAGUAUUCAGAGCUUUCCCGUGAUCGUUAUGGUGGCCUUGGGAUGGGUCCCUCCCCAGCAUCUGACAGUGGCUUUCUGCAGAAAAGAAUGGGCUCUCCCUCCCAAGGCAAAGUGCAGGACUUCUUGGGAGUCAUGCCCGACAUGUUCCCACACGUGUGCGCUCUUUGUGAUUUUGCAGUGCAUUCCACAAUGGACUGGACCCAACACAGUCAUGGAGUACGCCAUAUGGAAAACUGUCGGCUCCUGCUACAAAUGUAUCCAGGCUGGGAUCCUCACAUGGCUGCAAACAGAACGUCUGGUGCACUCCAAAUAGAUAGCACUAACCGCUCUGAUGGAAUCCUGGGCCCUGCACCCAUGGGACUACCAACAGGAGGGAUGGGCUCCAGCUGGGGUGCCAGCAUGUCACACAAAAACCAGCCAUUUUCAGGCAGUCCAAAGGUCCGAAGCAGAGUUGUUGUGGCAAAAUAUAAAAGAAGGGAAGUUCUCACAUUGAACUGCUUACGACUUCUGGCCCGACCAUUUGGAACUAUUUGUGAACAUUUGGUCCUGAAUAACAAGGCUUUUUUGGAGAUGGAAACUCAUGAACAGGCAUUGGCUAUGGUGGAUUUCUACCAGAGGAAGCCAGCUGAGAUGCAUGGGGAAAAAAUCACAAUCUAUUUAUCACAGGAGCUUAUAACAAUUCAGAAAGGCAAGAGAGAUUUUCAAGCCGAGGAAAGUCAGGUGGUUUUCUUUUCGAACCUGCCAAGAGUGGGUGAGAAGAAAUCGGAGCUACUGACUGUAGCUCAGCGCUUUGGAACUGUGGAGAAAUACCUGUUUUUAAAUGAUCAGGCUUUCGUGCAGUUUAAAACUCCAGAGGAUGCUGAGAUGAUGGUGAAGUAUUACACUCUGCAUCCUCUCACUAUCAAGGGCAGAAGCAUCCAACUAAACAUCUGUGAAAAGUAUAAGAGAUUAAAAUUGGAUCCCUCCAGGCACGGUCCAGAGAGAAAGGAUGCAAACAGAAAGACUAGCAGCACCAGCAGGAAAGGAUCUCCAAAAAAACAGAGAUCCAACUCCACCAGCAAGAGGAGCUCCAAGAGCAAGACAGAGAGUGCUAAGAAACAGGAGGAGCAGGAGCACAGUGCUGGGCUCGGGGAAGGCCCCGGAGAAGAGAUAUCUGGUGUGAUUGAAGCUGAUGAAGGGGGCUGUGAAGAAGCUGCUGAAACACAAGAAGCAGAACAGGCCGAGAUCCCAGAUGAGCCCAUUAUGGAACAAGAAGAGUCGUCAACCCAACAAGAGGAGCCAGUUCCUGAUCUAGAUGAGACUCAACACACUGUGGAAGAGACCUGUGAAGUUUCACUGACAGCGGGGUCUAAGGAUGCCAUAGCAGAGGAGCCCCUAUCAGAGGCUAAGGCUGCACAGGCUGAAGCUGAAAUUCAUCCAGAUGAGGGGAGAAGAACAGAGCCAACUGAAAGCACAGAGAUGCCAGAGGAGGACGAGGAAAUGCCUAUUGAGCAGGAUUUCUCUGAGAACAUGGAAGAUUUUGUGACUGUGGAUGAGGUGGCAGAGGAAGAAGAUGGUGAUAGUUUAGAAAGCCAAUCAAAAUCUGGGGCCUCGUAUUCAGGAAAUGCAAGGAACGAUAAGGGACGGAAGGUUGUCAAUGUUGUGGGAUUUAAAAGGGGCCACAGCUUUCUUCAAGAAAUCCUAAACCUUGCCAAACCUUUUGGAGAGGUGGUUCGACACCUUGUGCUUGAUUCCAGACCUGAGGCUUUUUUGGAACUGUCAUCUGAGGAGGAGGCUAGAUCGAUGGUGGCAUUCUACAAUGCUAAUAUUACGGCAGAAGUGUGUGGAAAACCUGUGAAAAUACACCAUUCACAAGCCUAUUCAACAAUUCAGAGUGGACGAGUGCUUUAUAUUGCACAGAUUCCACCAUUCAAAGGUUCUGAUGCCUCAUUUCUGAGAAUAGCUGAGCCUUUUGGAAAAGUGAGACGUUAUUUCCUCAAUCGGUCUCGUAAUGAGUGUUUCAUUGAAAUGGAAACUAGAGAAGACACUGAGAGAAUGGUUAAUGCCUACAGGAAGAACCCACCAAAGUUUGAAGGGAAACAGUUGAAUGUUUACGUGAGCCGAAAAUACAAGCAGCUAAAAUAUGGGUUCAGGCUGCCCCCUCCAAAGCCUGAGGAGGAGAGUCCAACCAAGAGGGAGCACAGUGGUGCUGGCUCUCCAGCCAAGGAGGAAGAGCCCCCAGCAAAGAAGAUCUGCAUCAGGGAAGAGAAGACUGCUCCCGCAGAGUCCAGCAGCAGCAUCAAUGAGGAGGAGAAGGCUGGCACAGAGGAAUCCAGCAGCAAUGGGGAGCAGCAGCAGGAAGAAGAAGAAAAGGGUGCUUCUGAGACACCUAGUGAACAGGAAGAGUUGGCGUCAGAGAUGAUAAAUGAAGAUGUGAAUAUUAGCCUGCUCUCUGACAGCGUGGACACAGAAAGGGACUGCGGAAGCAAAGCGUCAGGAGUGAGUGAGAAGAGCUGUGAGAGUGAGGAGACACCCAGCACCAAGCCACGGGCAGAGAAGAAACUACUUCCUCUGGGGCCGUACGAACCCAACAACCCUGUGGGUGUGGAGUAUGUGAAAAUGGGUUACUACUGCAGAUUAUGCUUCCUGUUCUACUCAAAUGAAGAGACUGCAAAAAAGAUCCAUUGCAGCAGCCUGUCUCACAAUAAAAAACUGAAGAAACACCUGGACAAAAAGAAGAAAGCAAAAGAGGUCAAGCCUCAGUGAAAUGUAAUUUUUUUUAACACUGAUGUUCAACUUGAUGAAGCUGCUUAAUUCCAGUGUUGUUGCACAUGCCAUGGUACUCUUUUUGUCAUACAGUAAUGACCACAGGUAUUGUUUGUCCUUGUUGACAAAGAAUGCUCAUCUAAUGAGGCAGUGCUCAGAAUGUAGAGUACCUUGUUAUAAUGCUUCAUUGCCCAGAAUGUAGAGUACCUUGUUAUAAUGCUUCAUUGCCCGUUUUGUUUUUUAUUUCGUUUUCUAUUGUAUAAUGGGAUUAGUUAUUACCUACAGUGUAACUAUUUUGGUCUGUUUGAUUAAAGGAUUCUUGUGAUAUUUUUAGGUCUUAUUAAAAAUGUUGUGUAUAGAUCACAAUGUACCCCCUUCAUAUGCAUACACACAUUUAUGGUUGUCUAAAAGGUUUUUUUUUUUAUACACAUUGAAAUUAAAUCUACUUCUAAAGGAUCAUCUGGGAUUUUGCAUGUCACUUUUUGCAUUGUUCAUUGCAGAGGCUUUCAUGAGUUGUGGCAAUACAAGUUACCAUGUCAAUGAAUUCGGUUUUAAGCCAAUAGUAUGGCCUGAACAUCUAGCAUCAGUCAACAUGAAUUUCAGCUUAUUGAUUAUCAUCCAGGUGCAAUAAAAUUAUGUGGUUACAAGUUAGUGAGGAGUAACUGGGGGUGGGCUCUGCACUCCUAUCUGUUCUAUUCAGAAUUUGUUGAGCAAAUGAUGAUGGAAGAACUUUUCAGUGCAACCAGGCUCCAUAGUUCAUCAUGGAGGCUUGGUGUCACUGUAAGAAUCCCCGCAGACGCUCCUGGAACAGGAUUCAUUUAAUGUUCUCUGUUCAGUGACUCCAAAAUAAUGUUUUAACCUUUCCUCUGUGUUAACCGUUAUACAUACAGUGCCCUCCAUAAUGUUUGGGACAAACCAUUUAUUUAUUUGCCUCUGUACUCCACAAUUUGAGAUUUGUAAUAAAAAAGAAAGUUUUUUUUUUGUAAGAUUUUAAUAAAGGGCAUAUUUAUAAA
Messenger RNA from Conger conger (European conger), 4531 nucleotides. Its product is annotated as matrin-3-like. Bases 180 to 3518 code for a protein of 1112 amino acids. The transcript has 21 exons. NCBI's taxonomy places the organism in Eukaryota, Metazoa, Chordata, Actinopteri, Anguilliformes, Congridae. The record is from RefSeq and is a predicted model, not a curated record. Gene Ontology annotation, molecular function: RNA binding; zinc ion binding. Gene Ontology annotation, cellular component: nucleus.